Messenger RNA from Haliotis rufescens (red abalone), 1541 nucleotides. RefSeq lists its product as uncharacterized. NCBI's taxonomy places the organism in Eukaryota, Metazoa, Mollusca, Gastropoda, Lepetellida, Haliotidae. The coding region runs from base 89 to 1411 and encodes 440 amino acids. The record is from RefSeq and is a predicted model, not a curated record. The transcript is spliced from 3 exons.
CUGGUAUAAAUGCAUUGCAAAUCCUCGGUAGUUGUGCCGCCUGGUAAUCAAUAACAGCCUGUUACUAUCACAGCACUGUGCAUCUACCAUGGGCAACCCAUCAGACAACCAGGAGCUUAACACUGCACAAUGUCCCUACCUGGAGCUUGCUUUGUUGCUUGCCGUGUCCGGCCUUGAUGGACUCAUUGACAGCAGCUUUGGACCAAGUCUACAGGACCUUCAGUGCCUGUACUCCGUGAGUGUUCAGACCAUCAGCACCCUGUUUCCUGUGUACGCUGGCUUCAAGACAGCAGGCAGCGUGCUGUACGUGCCGGUACAUGCAGUGUUCAAUGUGUAUACACUGAUGGUGUUGUGUGUCCUUGUCAGCAGUUGCCUCGUGUUGGUAAUACCCCUCUGUUCCUCAUUCUGGGCGGCUGCAGCUGCAAGUUCUGGCUUAGGACUGACCAGUGGAGUUGUAAACAGUGCUAGAGUUGCAAAGAUUGGUGCAUUAAGCCAGGAGAGUGCUAUUCCCCUCCACUUGAUGGGGAUAGCAAUGUGCGCUGGCAACAUCCUAGGACCAUUGAUUAUCUCCCCUUUUCUCAACAACACAAUCAACCAAAGCAACGCGUCUAACAUGUCAGACUUAUUCGUGACGUCAAUCGAAUGUGGAGGGUCAGACUCAAGAAUAGCUUAUGCAUAUCUGAUCAUUGCAUCAACUGGAACACUACUAGUUAUUGUCUUGGCUGUUUUACGUUAUUGUCUACAAAACAGUCCCAAGCAGGAUUCAGACCAGAAAAACAAUUAUUCCUUUGGAAAGAUGGAAAUUAUUUUUGUCAGCUUCCAAAUAUCUUUAAUAUUCAUGGGAGGCGCCACAAAUUUCGUAUACGGGACCUUACUCUUGCUCUUUGGAACCCGAAGCAGUCUCAGCUUACCAGAGACAACAAUGGCACUGAUGACAUCAUCUUUUUAUGCAGUCACAUUGUUAGGGCGUGUUGGGGGCUUGUUUGUGAGCUUAGUAGUGCGGCAGCUGUGUUUGGUCACAUCGUGUUUGGUAGGGGUUCUAGCUGCAUCUGUUUUUCUGGUAUGUACUGCAGAAAUGAGUUCGGAGUUUUUAUGGGCGGGUUCCCAUUUUCUCGGACUGUGCUAUGCUCCGUUAUUUUCUGCUCUAUUGGCAUGGUGUGUAGAAAAUGUUACAGUGAAUGAUACAUUGUAUGCCAUUUUCAUAUUUUUUGACUUGGCAGGAACGUCAUUGAUAUCCCUCACUAUAGGGCAGUUGAUGUCAGAUUUCCAACCUCAAAUGCUGCAUUAUUCCAUGGCGAUGAUAGCUUUCAUACAAAUACUGUUAUUCCUCUGUCUGUUCUUCUUUGGAAAGUUGCUACGAAAACAAUACAAAGAAGCAUACACACAUCUUGCUGGUACAAAAAGUGGAUAAAAUCCUACAAUGCAACAAUGAUCUGGUUAUAUUUCAACAAAUUUUAACUAAUAUGGUAGAAUAGGUCUUCAGCAACCCAUACUUGCCGUUAAAGUCGCUGACUUGGUUGAUGCAUGUCAUCGAUCCCAAU